AGGGAGACCUGGUAUCAAGAUGAAAGCUGAGAAUGAGGGCGACAGAAGAGGGCACAAGAGAAGUAGUCAUUCUGCAACUCAAAAGAAAGGAAGAGGGAAGCAGGUGAUGCCCAGUCUCCAGUCCAGUGAGCUGACAGAGCAGCUCACCAGCGGGAGCUACAGUUGCAUGGUGUGUUGUGACAGAGUCCGGGACAGGGACGCCGUGUGGAGCUGUAAGGAGUGCCACCAUGUUUUCCACCUGGGCUGUAUCGGGAAAUGGGCCGCCGCCCCCGCGUCACUCGUCAGCGAGAAAGAACCGAGUGAAGGUUGGCGCUGCCCUGCCUGCCAGAACCCCUCGGACGUGGUACCCACCGUUUACAAGUGCUACUGUGGAAAACUCAUUAACCCUCGGCCGAGGGCCAGGGGGGAGCUGACCGUCCCGCACAGCUGCGGAGAGCUGUGUGGGCGGAGUCUCGCCAGGAACCCCCUGUCGUCAUGCCAACACAAGUGCCAGCUACUCUGCCACCCAGGUCCUUGUCCGCCAUGUCCUGUGACGGUAAAUAGAUCAUGUCCGUGUGGAAGACAGAAAUAUCAGGUGAGAUGUAGUAAGGGAGAGGAGCUGCCGUCGUGCGGUUCCGAAUGUGGACGAAGAUUGAAAUGUGGAAGACACCACUGUACGCAGUCAUGUCACUCAGGGUCGUGUGGAGAUUGUACGAUGAUGCUGACUCAGCACUGCCACUGUGGGCGGAGUCAUCGUGAGGUGGUGUGUGGGGAGACUGGGGAGGAGGGGGAGGAGGAGAGAUACGGGUGCUCCCUCGUCUGUGGAAGAGAACUAAACUGUGGGAACCACCUGUGUGAGCUGAGCUGCCACCCCGCCCCCUGUCCCCCAUGUCCCCUCCUCCCCGCACACGUCACCGCCUGCCCCUGCGGUGCCACGCCCCUCUCCGCCCUCCUGUCUCCGGACCAGUCCAGGACCUCCUGUCUCGAUCCCGUUCCAACCUGCAACCGCUCCUGUGGUAGAGUCCUCCCCUGCUCCACUAAAGCCGAGCCUCAUUUUUGUCCGGCCGGGUGUCACGAGGGUCCGUGCCCCCGCUGCGAGAAGUCCCGCCUGGUGCGGUGUCGAUGUGGGAGGGGCAGCACGCGAGUGGAGUGCCAGAAUCUGGAGGGAAUCGGGGAUUUCGUCUGCGACAAGCCGUGCAACAAGAUGAAGAGCUGCGGUCGCCACAGAUGUAACACUCGCUGCUGCAUGGAUGCUAAUCACCAGUGUACCUUGGUGUGCGGUAAGAGACUGCGUUGUGGGAUCCACAACUGCAUGGAGCAGUGCCAUCGAGGACACUGCGAACAAUGCUGGGAGUAUAGCUACGAGGAACUGACGUGCCACUGUGGAGCCGAGAUCCUCUACCCCCCGCUACCCUGUGGUACGAGGCCUCCCACCUGCAAGAGGGUCUGCGCCCGCAUGCACUCCUGUGACCACAACGUUUUCCACUCCUGCCAUAACGAAGAGGAGUGUCCCCCCUGUACCGUCCUCACCGUCAAGAUGUGUAUGGGGGAGCACGAGGUAAUGUAAUGAUGUCAUUGUUUCCACUCGCUUUGAGGAGCACGAGGUAAUGUAAUGAUGUCAUUGUUUCCACUCGCUUUGAGGAGCACGAGGUAAUGUAAUGAUGUAAUUGUUUCCACUCGCUUUGAAAUGUAUGGGGGAGCACGAGGUAAUGUAAUGAUGUCAUUGUUUCCACUCGCUUUGAAAUGUAUGGAGGAGCACGAGGUAAUGUAAUGAUGUCAUUGUUUCCACUCACUUUGAAAUGUAUGGAGGAGCACGAGAUAAUGUGCUAAAGUAAUAAUGUCAUUGUUAAAUGUAUGGGGAAGCACGAGGUAGUACGUCGUAACAAUAACAUGUAGCUUCUUUAAUGUUCUUCUUCAUCCUUUCUCACUCUUUCAAACUCUUGGCCCUUUUUUCGUAGCGUUUUGCCAACACAUGUUUGUUCAUUAAGUUCUUGCACUGCUAUAUACAUUUUUACUGUACUUGCCUUUCAAACUGCUCCUAAAUUUCUGCAGCUAAGAAAGAAAUGUUCUCCCUCUCUCUCUUUCAUUCCCCCUCCCCUCCUGCUCUAGAAACGCUACAACAUACCGUGUCACAUAGCCGACGUGUCGUGCGGCAUGCCGUGCGGGAAGGACCUCCCGUGCGGGAGACACAAGUGCCUCAAGCUCUGUCAUCGAGGUGCGUGCACGGACAGUCUGGCCCAGCAGUGCAGACAGCCGUGUCAGACCCCUCGCAAGUACUGUAGUCACGUGUGUGGAGAGACGUGCCAUGUUGGGUCUGAGUGCCCCGACAUCCCUUGCAAGGCCGAGGUGGUGUUGACGUGCAAGUGUGGCAGAAUGAAAGAGAGAGUUCUGUGUGGAGCUAGCAGCUCUGGAAUCAUGCAGCAAGCCUUCCACAAGUGAGCUCAUAAGGGGUUAAUUUAGAAAUGAUAAGGCCCGGUGCAAGAACGUAAUCGUGUUUCUGUUUUUAGUAAAAAUUUUGCCUUCCCUUCAGUACAGUGGAAAUAUUUGCUAACAAAUAGCCUAUCGGUUGUCUAGAUAUGGAAAACACUAGUGCAAUUCAGAUGAUUUAGUUAAGCGCAUUUCAUUCGCCAAUUUGUCGAACCUCUUGAUCUCAGGAUCUUGAGCAAGGACCUGGGGGCCAAGAUCAGGGACCUACAGAGUGGGCACUCUGUCUCUCUCGGUCGCGUCUCCCUCGCCAGUCUCAGUCGAGACAAGGACAGCCUCGACUGCGACGAAGUCUGCGCUCAGAUCGAGAGGAACAGGACUCUGGCCGAGGCCCUCGGGAUAACCAGCCCUGUUUUGGAUCCCCUCGAGUCUCCUCUGCCGAAAUACCCCUCCACACUGCUGGACCAGGCCAGGAGAGAUACGGCAGUUGCAGCCUCCUUAGAGGAAGAACUGAAAUCAUUCGUAGACUCAGUUAUGAAGUCCCAGGGACCAGGUGACCAGGCGCGACGUCACAAGUUCCAGCCAAUGGCAAACCACGAGAGAAGAAUGGUCCACGAGUUAGCUCCUCACUACGGCUGUGACAGCCUCAGCUACGACUCUGAGCCACUCAGACACGUCACCGUCAGCACCAAGAAAUGUCGUGCCAAAUUCCCGACCUUGUCUCUCAUGAAAAUGCUUGACAAAGAGAGACUGAAAGUGGCCACACCCACUCCAGUCAAUCUCCCCUCAGAGAGGGGGUCGUCCCCCGGUAAAAUUUCGGGCCCCCUGGAAAUUGAGAGGACCAAGACCCCUGCAGUGAGGGAACCUGUGACUGAUUAUUUUGCCGACAAUUUGAGUUGACCUAGACAUUAUGGCCACUUUCAAAUUUAUAGCUGUAUAAUAUAUGUGCAUUAUAAUAUUUAUAGUGGGAAUUUUGGGGAAGUUUUGAUUUCUUGAACUACU
Messenger RNA from Geodia barretti, 3405 nucleotides. The record is from the annotation of a GenBank genome assembly. NCBI's taxonomy places the organism in Eukaryota, Metazoa, Porifera, Demospongiae, Tetractinellida, Geodiidae.